Messenger RNA from Rhincodon typus (whale shark), 10460 nucleotides. Its product is annotated as E3 ubiquitin-protein ligase SMURF1. Lineage: Eukaryota; Metazoa; Chordata; Chondrichthyes; Orectolobiformes; Rhincodontidae. Gene Ontology annotation, molecular function: ubiquitin-protein transferase activity. The record is from RefSeq and is a predicted model, not a curated record. Bases 882 to 1793 code for a protein of 303 amino acids. Gene Ontology annotation, biological process: ubiquitin-dependent protein catabolic process; negative regulation of BMP signaling pathway. The transcript is spliced from 7 exons.
AGUUGGUAUGUCUUGCAUAAAACAAAUUUGAUAAUUUCCCAGAGAAAUAGAAUUCAAAUCAAGAAAAUUCUCAAACAUGCACAGAAACUUGUUUAGCCAACACUUAUUUUAUGCACAGUUGUGACCUCCAUAUUUGAAAGAGAAUAUAGAAGAAAAGGAGAAAUUGCAAAAGAUAAUUUACAAGCUUAGAUACUACCAGAAUUGAGAAGAAAGCUACCAGAAAAAUCCCAACAGGCAGGGACUCUUUUCUCCAUUUAAGAGAACAAAGUACCCACUGUUAUGAUGAAGUUCAGCAAGAUAACAGAUGUUUCUGCUUGUGGAGGAGUCCAAAACGAGGACAAAAAAAAUUGUUGCUAGAAUCCAUUAAAGAAUUCAAGAGUUACUUCUUUACCUAGAGAGUGGUGGAAAUGUGAAACUUGUGCCAUAUGAAAUGGUUGAGUACUGAAAAGUGAAAGAAGUAGAAGGAUGUUCUGAUGGGAUGAGAGGGAUUAAAAUAUUUGGAGAGAUGUGGGAGUAUGCACAUAGACCUUUUAGGCCUGUUUCUGUGUUAUAAUUUGUAAGUAAUUUUGGAACUGAGGCUAAGUUAUUGAAAGUAAAUCAAGGAAAAAGUUGUUCAUGUGGAUAGAACAUGAAUAGCUCUGGCCCAGAAAACCAUAGAUGUGAAGUCAAUUGAUGUGGUUAAAAGGAAUAAGGACUAUAGUAAGGGCGCACAGAAAGGUUAAUUCAGAUUAUAAAGAUGGAGCUGCCACUUCUAACAAGAGUGGAAUAAACUGUUCUGAUAGCCUAAGUGCCCUAUUGUGGUUCCAACGUAAUAGUCCCGAUUACUUUCGAAUAUCAUUUUUGUGUUUUGUAGGGAAUGGUUGUAUUUGCUCUGUCAUGAAAUGCUGAAUCCAUACUAUGGACUAUUUCAGUAUUCAACUGAUAACAUCUACACGCUACAGAUUAACCCAGAUUCUGCAGUUAACCCUGAGCAUUUGUCGUAUUUUCAUUUUGUGGGUCGGAUAAUGGGACUGGCCGUAUUCCAUGGACACUAUAUUAACGGGGGCUUCACAUUACCAUUUUAUAAGCAGCUCUUGGGUAAACCAAUCCAGUUAUCAGACUUGGAAACUGUGGACCCAGAAUUGCACAAGAGCCUGGUUUGGAUCCUUGAAAAUGACAUCACACCUGUACUUGAUCAUACAUUUUGUGUUGAGCACAAUUGUUUUGGCCGGAUUAUUCAACAAGAGCUGAAACCAAAUGGCAGAAAUGUACCUGUUACAGAGGAGAAUAAACGAGAAUAUGUAAGGCUUUACGUGAAUUGGCGGUUUAUGAGAGGAAUCGAGGCACAAUUCCUGGCUUUGCAGAAGGGAUUUAAUGAGCUUAUUCCACAACAUCUACUUAAACCUUUUGAUCAGAAGGAAAUUGAGCUGAUUAUUGGUGGGUUGGGAAAGAUUGACAUUAAGGACUGGAAGGCCAAUACACGUCUGAAGCACUGUACAUCUGACAGUAAUAUUGUAAAGUGGUUCUGGCAAACAGUAGAGAUGUUCGAUGAGGAAAGGAGAGCACGACUUCUUCAGUUUGUGACCGGAUCUUCCCGGGUACCUCUGCAGGGAUUCAAGGCACUACAAGGUUCUACAGGUGCUGCAGGCCCGAGACUUUUCACCAUUCAUCUGGUUGAUGCCAACACAGAGAACCUUCCCAAAGCACAUACGUGCUUUAACCGUAUAGACAUUCCUCCUUAUGAAUCCUACAAAAAGCUUUAUGAGAAAUUAUUGACAGCAGUUGAGGAAACUUGUGGCUUUGCAGUGGAGUGAAGUACGUGAAUAUUUGCUUUGAAGCUGUUGGGAACACUACAAAAAUGAAGUUCUACGAGCUUCUCGUUGAGCAGCGCACGUAUGCCUGGGAGAACUAACAAUUUACUCACAUGGUUACUAUAACUUAUAAGUAACAUAAUGAUGCUGAUCAACUCAGAAAUGGAAAAGUGGUAGGAUUUCUAAAAAGCAACCUUGGAAGUUCAUAAGUGAAAAAGAUACUGUAUCUGUAAGACAGAAAAUGGACCUGUUUCAUUGUAAUAUACAUUUUAAGUUGUGUGCUUGAAACUUUAUUUCAAAAAACUUUGCACAGUGAAAGAUGACAGAUCCUUGCACAUUUCACUUCCCUUAAUUCCUGUCUUUUUUUAUUCAACCCCACCUCAAAACAGUUGUCCAAUGGAAACUUUUCAUUCUUUCAGAACGUGAAACUGGCAUUUAGAAAUACUGGAUGUUAAAUGAGAAAUAGCUCUGUUUAUAGCUACAGUAUUCUUUUUUUUUUAAUCAAUUCUUUCAGUGCAGGCAGUAGUUAUAUUUGCAGUGUGAUUUAAUUAAAUCAGAUUAUUUUUAACCUAUAUUUUGUUAAAAGAAUUAUAUUCCUCCACAGUAUGCUGAGUAACUUUUUAAGAAUAUUUACAAAUAUAUAUAAACACAAAAAAAGCUUAGCUCUAAUAAAAGUGAACUUCUGAGUACUGAAAUCACUUUUGGCUCUAAAAUUCAAAUUGCAGUCACAUUAAAAUGUUUGUUCUAAGAACAUUGAACUAAGAAAUUCUGUGAAUCUGUGUAUUCCUGGAAUUCAUUUUAUAAUGUACAUAAAAUAGAAUAUCAGUUUUACAGAAUUUAACUUGUAAAAAAUGUCUGCAUACAUUGAAGCCUGAAAGUAUCUUUCAGUACUUGAAAGAUUAAUCCACAAAUGUUGUUUCCAUAGGAGUCCAGUGUUGAAGAAUUGGGGGGUGGGGGAGUGGCAGGGGAGGUGAAGAAAUAACAUGCACUGUUUAUAGUGAAUGGUGCUUUACCAAGUCCCUUUAUUUUAUAAAUGUGGCUUAUCUGUAAAUCUGUUUGUUUUUUUCACCUUUCAUGUUCUCUGCUAAGGUGGGAAUCUGCAAUGUUAAUCUUUGACAAAAUGCUCCAAUCUUAUAAACAAAAAUCAAACUUAAGUUAAGAAGUCUUUGUAUGUUGACAGUUGCAUCUUUUCUUAAUAACUUUCUGCAUCUUCUACAAAUUCUGUCGGUUUGGUCUUUUGUUAAAUUUGUACUUGCUUGAAAAAUUAUUUCAAGACAUCUUAAAUUAAUUAGAAAUAUUUUUAGAAACCUGAGUAAGUGAAGAGGAAAUCAUUGAAAUUGUAAUCAAAAUGUUGACUAAUUUAAACAGAGUACUGCAGCUUUAAACAGAAAUGAUUCCUGAGUUAGUGGGGACCAUUGUUUUUGAGUUUGCUAAGUUGUGUACCUUGUAUUUCAGACGAAAAUUGCGUGACCCCAAACUAAACCAACUUGAUGAGAUCUAAGGGAUAACUGGCUGUAGAAGUUAAUAGCUAUUCAUAUGUUCAGUAACUUUUAGGAAUGUGACGAAUGUUGUCUGUUUUAAGCCCAACACUACUCAGUUCUGGUUUUGAGAAAAAUCAUGUUGUCUCAUUAGUACCUUUCCUAUAUGUCUUUUGAUUGUUACUGAAAAUGACUGAUACUUGCUCUUAAGGUGUUUUCCAAAAUGUAUUUUAAAGAAGAGAUUGUUGUACGUUUUUUUAUAAUUCAGGAUAGGAUAUCCACAUUCACCAGAAGAAUGGCUUUAAAUUCAGAAAUAUGAUUGUGUUGAAUGAAUGUUGUGUAAAUUCAGAAAAGUCUUAUUACACUGGUUGAUGUUACACAAUGAAGGACAGACCACAUUUAAUCCCUUAAAAUUCAGAAGGCAUGAAAUUAAUUUCCUUGACGGAAACAAGGAUUGUAUCUUUUGCAUUAUUGAAGAUACCUGAAAUCUUAUCAUCUCAGGUAAUAAAAUUGUGAUAACUUCAUGUAUAGGAUUUUCAGUGUAUUUAAUAAUUCUUCAAAGGGGAUUUCAUUCCACAGAAAUUAUAAAACAGUUACAGUUUCACAGCAGUUCAUGCUCAAGCACAAGGUUUGAGUGCCAUCUAAUUUUGAAUACUUGUCAGACAUCAGAAGGUACUUCUCUGUUUUACUCUUUGUAUUUUAGUUCAAAUACAUUUAAAGUGCAUUUUCAAAAUAGCAGUGAGUAUGGACAGGUCUGUCAGUGUUGUUUUGGUAAUUGGAUUGUCAAUACUGUAAUGUUCUAAUACUUAAGCUUUUGAAAAACCUAUAUUGGGCUUCUUCGUGUUGUAAUCAAAGCUGGUCAACAGAAGGGUCUAAAGCAUGGCUUCUCAAAGUAUGGGCAGUGACAUCCAGUGGGAUUAUAGGUCAACAUUUUGAGGCCUUAAGAUCCUUGGCAGCAAUGCUGACUGCAAGCUCUGACCCAGUGCUAAUAGCUGCAAGCCCCUUUUAAACCCUCACUUUUUUUUCCCAUUGCAGCUGUGAUCAAAGUGGCUGAUUUUUGAGGCCUGAUUCCUGUUUAGAAAAACUUAGUGAGAAGCUAAGUGCUUUUCAGUUCAAAUCCCUGCAGUUUAAAUAGGCUCUCACAGGCCUCUAUCCUGCCUCCAUUCUCACAGCUGUCUCUAUACCUCCCCUGCACUCAUAGGCAUCGCUACCCUGCUCUCAUUCCCUGCCCACAUCCCUUCUCUAAAAUCUCACAGGCCUUGCCUACUUCCCCCGCCCCCCCAAAAACACACACACACACACACACACACACACAACCAUGGCACAGGCGCAGGAGGACAAUCUAGAAGCCUCAACAGGGGAAAACAUGCUUGGGAAGUACUACUCUAGAGCAAUUGCAAUUAGGCCAUUUAUUUGGAUAAGCAAUACUAGAAAAUAAAGCAUGUGAAUAUGAAUCCUUUGUUCUUUGUCUUACUGACAAACAAAUAUUUGUCUUACUGUAAUAUUUUAAUUCAGUAAACAGGCACCUGUUUGUAGCAUUGAUCACUUAACUGUCCAAGUUAAUUACUCAAUAUAUUUUAGUUUUUAGUGCAUCCCACAAUGCAGAUUUUUAAAAUUGGACAUAUUGAAUUGGCAAAUGUUUAUUUCAUUUCUCAUUUGUAUGAUGCUUCAAAACAAAAGAAGUAAGGGUGAUUUUUUGAUUUAAAAGAAACACUUUUGUCACAAAUCUGAGCCAUGAAUAAACAAUAUUCAGAGACACAUUUAAAUUGAUACCAACUUUGAGGAUAUUACCACAUAUUUAAAUGUGAACUCCAUCUUCUGAAAAUGUUUGUUGACAAUUGAUAUGAAGUUGACAUGACCUGUUUCAAAAGUUAUACUGCAAAGAACAAUCUGUUAUGUUUAACACACAUUCAUCCAUUUGGUUAAUGUUGCUUAGUGAUGCAACACUUCUUCAGAUACUGAUCUGUGACCCUCAAUGAUUAAGAAGCUGGGCUUUCUGCCUAAAGUUCAUUGGUAACUAUAAUGUGACGUGUUGUAUACAAAUGGAAUUAAAUGCUAUGUUUAUAAAUUGGGACAUUUGUACUAUAAAUAUACUAACUAGCAACACUACAGUUUUCACAUUUCAAGGCACAAAAAUUACCAUUUUUUAUGGCUGGACGUCUGCCUGUUUGGGAGAAGUUUUAUUGACAUACCCUGCAUAAAAUUGGGAAGUUAUGAAAUACCUCAACACUGUACAAAUACAGUUUUAAACCCUGUAGUACGAUAUGACUUAACUUUCUUUUUCUUCUCCCCCACUGCACCCAACGAACCAAGCUAAAGAUAACAUAAAAUGAGUUAGGAAACCCAUAUCAACGUUUCUGUUAUAAAUGUUUAAUGAAGACACUUUCAAGAAUGACGGUAUUCAAGAAUUGUAUUCUUGAAAUAGUUUUAAUCCCAUGGUAGAAAUGUAUAUUUUGCAUUAAGCUUUUAAGUUAUAAAUUCAGAUUGUAAUUCUGGAGCAUAAAAAUGCAUCCAAGAGUAGUGAUUCUUCAUUCGACAAAUAAAUGGCUUCCACAAAUAGCAAUUCAUUUACAGAGGACACAGCGAUGACAGAAGAUUUAAAGAUUUGACAUUAUAGCACUUUGAAGUUGAAACACUAAUAUCCAGAGCUCCUAAGUGAGUGAACAUAAAAUUUGGUGAAGUAUUUCAAAUUAACAGUCAGUUAAAUACAGAUUUCUGUUUUGUACUUAGAUUGGCAAUAAAGGAGAAACUUGUUUUGGACAUUUCAAAUAAAUGAAGUGAGUGGACUUCAGGAGAAGUAUUGGUAGUUGGGUGUGGAAUUAGCUAUUGCAUAACCACAUUAGAAGCAAAAGCGUUUUACUAAUAUAGAUUUUAUGAAGAAAAUCCAAUGUUACUACCCUGGAACAAGGGAAUGUAUGGAUUCCAUGCAAACUAAAGCUUAAUUUACCUUGGUUAUGGAAAACACUUUUUACAAGUCUGCAUCAUCUUCAUUUUGCUAUUUUGUUGGAGAAUAGGGGAUGUGAAGAACUUAGUUGCAAGUUGAUUUUUAGAUUUCACUUUUUCCCCUGAAUUAGAAUAUGACAAAUUCACAAACAAACAGUACUCUUCUAAAGCUUAUAAAUAAGACAAAAUAUUUUUUAAUGGGAAAACUUGGUAUUUUAUGCCACAUAAUAGAACAAUGCCAAUUAAGCAUAAAAGAACUUGCAUUUAUGUUGCAUCUUGUGCAACAUCAGGUCUCCCAAUGAACUAAAUAGGCAAUAAAAUACUUUAAGUAUUGUAGGAGAUGCAGCAGCCUGAUACCUCUGGGAAAUGCUAGAACUUUCAAAGUAAAGGCUGGGACAGAGAUUAAUUGUGAACCCAUUUACCACAAAUUAAUGGCCCACUAACCUUGAGCUUGUUAAUGGGCUGGGAUGGACCCAAAGUUUAAUUUUCAAUAAGCAAAAUGCCAAACCUGAGCAAUCUGGUUCACUUUAGUUCAGAGCUGUCAGGCUUAAUUAGAGACAUUUACAUAAUAUUUAUAGAGAUCAAAAUGUUUUACCACUGUGGGUUUUGUUUUGGUUUGGCUGUUUGGUCACUUCAGCCCACAGUGAGGUUGCCUACCCCCCAAAUGUUCUACACUGUUUCUUUUGUAAGGUAGCAGAACACCCCAUCAUGGCUGAUGUCUACAUAUGACACAUUGUACUCAGCAGGCAGCUUCUACUUCCUGGCAGGGCAUGAUGCCACAGAUUAUGUGCUGAGCUCACCCCCAGCCCAAUUAGGGUCUCUACAUGUGAAGAUUGUGUUGGUCAGAUGGUGCAGAUACAUUGCAGGGUCAGGACCUUGAAAUUAUCCAGACUUCAGGGUUCUUGCUCUGGAUUGAAAACAAACCAAUUGACUAAAAUGGAAGACGAUUUGAAGUCUUUGCUGUAGGGAAUUUAUGUUGAUUUGCUAAAACCCAGUUUGCACAAAAAUCAUUGUAUGAGUCCAAAUAAGUGUCACUACUGGUAUAGAAAACCAAGAGAGAAGACAAACGUCCUAAUAUUUGGCUGUGGUUACCAGAUAUUCUUGUAUUAUAAGAGAAAUAUCUCGGUGGACAGUGGCUCUUCAGUUGGGAGGCAGGCAACCUCACUGUGGGCUGAAGUGACCAAACAACCAAACCAAAAUAAAACCCACAGUGGUAAAACAUUUUGAUCAAAAUAAAUAUUAUGUAAAUGUCUCUGAAUUAAACCUGACAGCUCUGAACUAAAGUGAAUCAGAUUGUUCAGGUUGGCCUCUCAGAGCCAGGGAUCCGGGUUCGAUCCCAUCUUCAGGCAACUGUCUGUGUGGAGGUUGCACAUUCUCCCUGUGUCUGCAUGGGUUUCCUCUGGGUGCUCCGGUUUCCUCCCAAGUCCAAAGAUGUGCAGGUUCGGUGGAUUGGCCAUGCUAAAUUGCCCAAUGUCCAGGGGUUUGCAGGCUAGAUGGGUUAGCCAAGGCGGAGAUAGGGUAGGCGGGUGGGUUUGGUAAGGAUGCUUUGAGGGUUAGUGUGAACUCUCUGGAUUGAAUGGCCUGCUUCCACUCUGUAGGGAUUCUGUGAAAUGCCUUUCUAGUUGAACUCGAGUUUUGAUUUUGUUUAAAUACCUGUACUUUCUUUGAAAUAGAUCUUCACUGCGCUCAAGCCACUACUGAUAGUAAAAAAAUCAGUCACACGGUAUGGGCGUGUUAUUAAGCUUUCUAGAAAUUAUGCAAUAAAAGGUCUUGCUUGGCAAUGUAUGUUGGGAUGUACUUUCAGAUAUUGUAAAACUCAAAAUCAUGUUCUGUCCCCUUUUUUAUGAUAUAGUAUGAUGAUGUCUGGGUUUUAAAUUUAAAAUUCUUCUGGCCCAUGUUCCAGAGCUUUGAAGAAGAACAGAGGUAUUUUUCUUCUGAAUAAUUUGCAUAGUAAUGUAUUUCCAACUGAAACAUUACAGUACAACUACAUUGAAAAAUUAUGUCAUAGAGACUGACUAGCUGAUUUGUUAUUAUUGUAUUUUUGCUUUUACUUUCAAUCUGUGCUUUUCUGAGAUUAAGGGUAUAAAUUGGUAGAGACUAGUCACCAGGGAUGUGGAUUGUAUGGCCUGAGGUGAAUAAUCUGCACUUCCUCCUCCAUUCAGUACGAUGCACAAGAUAUAAUGUUUCUUUCCACAAGGGAACUUAAUCUUAGACAUGAAAUAAGAAAUAUUGAAAUGGUUGGAGUUUCAAUGGCAAGCCGUCCGUGAUACUUCCAAGCAGUCUUUUUGAAUGUAGUCAUUCACUUCUUCCGUAGACGUGUUAGUGAUCCCGUGGUUGUUUAAUUAACAUGUCAAUAUUAUUUGCGAAAGGGGAAUACGGAAAGUAAAACCGAGAACCUAUCUGUCUCUGACCUGGUGCAUCGGCUCCUAAAUUAAUCCAGUGCUUUAUGAGAAGCUUAAAAUGUAAUGUAAUUUGGACUGUGACAAUGGCCUUUAACCCCUCAUCCCCUUUGCUUCUUCUUUUUCCCAACUUGAAAUGAGUAAACUAUUACCUCUGAACACUAAUGGGAAUUGUCAUAAAGCAUUUCUUUUAGUAGUUGAAUUUUGCCGUGUACAAUGGACCACCUCUUAUCCGAUAGAAAUAUAUUCUCAUCACACACUUUCGUCUCUUUAGUUAGAAAUGAUAUUUGAUAGAAAUGACCACACACUGCUUAAAAAAAGCAGUGACACCUUUAUUAUAUCCCGUUUAUGAGAAGAAAAGACAAAAUUAAUAGAAAUUAGUCUUUUAAAUUUGGUUUUAGAUUAACAGCUGAUCCCUAAAACGUUCUCAACGAUACUGCCACUGGUGUGUUGUAAAAUUUCCCCAGAUGAUGUGUUGUGAAACUUAUGCUGUACUAUUAUUAGUGUAGAAUUUAAUGUAUGGUGAACUUGUAAGAAUGGAGCAAGACUCGUAUGUUGUCGCCUUGUAUUUGAAAUACAAGUCUUGCUUUUUAUCUUCUUAUAAGUAGUAUGGUUUGGCUAUACUGAUGGUGGAAUAAAGAAGAAAUGAUGGAAAAACUUGAACUCAGAUUUCAAUGAAUAGAUUGCCACAUUGGGAAAUUAGAUCUUUCAAUAUCAAUGAUCCAAAAAUAGAGGUGGUGUUGACAGUUCUGUUGACAGUCAUUUCUUAACCCUCAGUUACCAAGUUCUCCAGCUACCCAAUGUCCAUUGGCUCAGACAAGGAUUUAUCAAAUAGGUCACAAAUAUACUGAUAGAUUAAUUUCCGGACACUGGCAGCUAGGGUGAUGUGAUGUAAGUAGUUACCAGUGAAAGCCCAUUGAUGAUAACUUUGUCUUGAAGCUAUUUUAAUCCUUUGGUUAUGCAUUGUAAAACACUAGCAUUGCACAACUAAUCUCACUAAUUAAACUAGGGAUAUGAGCAUUGACUGUAAAAUUCAGCGAAUUUUUAUUAAACAUGUUUGGUUAAAAAAAACUGUAUUGCCACAUCAAAAAAGUUAUCACAGAAUUUUCUACAUUUGUCUCCUGAAUUUCUACAAUGAUAGGAAUGAUAUUAUAAUAAUCAUAGUCUCAUUAAUUUUGGAAGCUGUCAUACUAGCCAGCUUUAUUUCACUAUUCAUUCUUUUAUUGCAAUUUGAAAAAUGUAUAUGCGAUUUCUUAAAUUACUUGCAGUUCCUUGAACCCUCCAACUUUUGCUACAAUACGCUUGUACCUUUGUCAUCUAAUAAAUACUUGUAGAACUUUACCUGCAAGAGUUAGAGGUUCUACUUUGACUUUUGCAGGGCUGGGGGGAUUGAAAUCAGAUUUUGUAAUAAGGUAUGAAAAUAGCACUCCUUAAGAUGAUGAUGCCCUGGUGGUCUCAUGGUUCAAAGUUGCUUUCUUUGCUCCAAUCUUGAAAAACACCAGGCUUCUACACAAGAGAUCUGUCCCUUUUUAUGUUUUGUUUCUCUGAAAUAAACCUUUUGCAAGUUAAAUUGUUUUGACAUAUUUAUUAACAAGUAACUAAUCGGAGAAAAAUUAUUGCUGUUUUACCUUUUUUUCAUUGUUGCUGCUAAAGUCUUACCAUCUUAGUACCAGUUUUGUUCUGAACAAUGUGCAAAAUCUUUGUUUUAACUGUGAAUUGAAGUAUUUUUAAUUGUUGAUGGUAUUGAAUAAGGUAUGGAUUUAAUUUGAUGGCUGACAAUUGAGAAGAUGUUGAACUCGAGACCACACUUUGUUUUUGUUACAUGCAAUAAAGUUCAAACUUUAAACAUC